Messenger RNA from Cydia amplana, 3289 nucleotides. It is a transcript of the gene haf, whose product is annotated as leucine-rich repeat and fibronectin type-III domain-containing protein 3. The transcript has 5 exons. The record is from RefSeq and is a predicted model, not a curated record. Bases 768 to 3287 code for a protein of 839 amino acids. Lineage: Eukaryota; Metazoa; Arthropoda; Insecta; Lepidoptera; Tortricidae. Gene Ontology annotation, molecular function: protein binding. Gene Ontology annotation, cellular component: plasma membrane.
AAGUGUGAUCAUUAAAUAACAACUGUCACGUUCCACCAACGUCGUUUUAACUUUCACUUUGUAAGCAAUUUAAGUAGACAAAUGCACGACCUCGAAAAGAAAGCACCUAAAUAAAUCAAAAGAACGCUCUGCGACUAACGCGAGCUGCGAAACAUUUUCUCUUUCGUUUACCUAUGCAAAUUUCGCACAUCGAGCGCCGCCUCGAGAGACCGCGGCAGAUUGAUUGAAAUGCUUUGCAAACGUAUCGUAUCGUGAUCGCCGCUGCCAUAAUGUACACCUGACGCCGAUUAAGCCAGCCGAAUUAUGGUCGUCCUUUGUGUGCCACGACCCAGAUUGGUCGUAAGCUAAGCGCGCGAACGCUCUCGGGACCGUUAGCUUAUUGAAUUACAAAUGUUGACUGGGAGUGGUGAGGAGGCUGCUCGGCUCGUGGUCGCGCGCAAUCGGUCGGUGAACCGUUUGUUUACCGGAGCCGGCGCGGCCGCAGCGGUGUAGGUCAGGAGCUGGUGGGGGCCGGCGCCGGCGCACAGUCCGCCGCCGACUGCCGAGAGUGCAUCUUGCAGACAUGGCUCUGCUACCGCCGGCCUAGCCACCGCACCGGUUCCUGAUCGCUAAUCGAAAGUGACCUCUUUACCACUGUUGUGCCCCAACGAUGACAAAUUAUCGGUGAUUUCAGUCAAAUAAAAUAAAAUUUUCUUACGUGACAGUGUUUGUCGAAAGUGGCCAUUUUCAAAGGAUUAUCUGCUUACCCCGUGAGGAUUACACGCGACAUGGGAGUGGGAAUGCGCGUCUCAUGGCUCCGGCCGUGGGUGCGCGUGGUGGUGGCGGCGGCGACGCUGGCGCAGGCGCUCGGCACGUGCCCGUGGGAGCCCGUGCCCGCGCUGCAGGCCGCCUGCGUGUGCGCCGUCAACCUCGCCAGGGACCUGUCUGUGCAAUGCGACCAGGUGGACUUCGCUGUGCUAUUAAAAGCGCUGAAUUCGAGCACAAGAAACAUUCCAAUAGACUUAUUGUACAUCAACAAUUCAACGAUACCGGCGCUCACGGAUGGCAUGUUUACGCACUUAAAGAUUCACAACGUUCAAAUCUCCGGUUGCAAGAUCACCCGAAUAGAUGACGACGCCUUUCGCGGGCAAGGCCCUCAUCUAAAGAAUUUGAACUUGCAAGAUAACGAGUUGUAUGAAGUGCCAGUUAAAGCCUUUAAGAUAUUAACGAAUCUUUCGCUGCUUGACAUCUCAAAGAAUCGCAUCACUUACAUAGAGAACCAUUCGUUUAUAACAUUGCGAAAACUGACAACAUUAAAACUAUCAGACAACAACGUCACACUGGCGCCCCACGCGCUGACUGGACUGGAAAAUUCGCUAAAAAAUUUAAAUCUUAAAGGCACUAAACAAAAAAGCGUCCCAGAAUGUAUAAGAGGUCUUCGCAGCUUAGCGUUCCUCGAUUUGUCGCAGAACAGCAUCAGAGAAUUACCCGGACCUGAAGGCAAGCAAACCUUUGAAGGGUUAGAUUCCUUGACAGCACUUAACUUGGAACGAAACCUGAUUGUGACGCUUAAAGAAGACGCAUUUGCUGGUAUUAAAACCACAUUAAGUUCCUUGAGUCUCUUAAAUAAUCUCUUACCGGAAUUUCCUGCUGCUGCGAUUGGCACAUUAUCGGAAUUAAGAGUUCUCGACAUAGGGUUCAACCUGCUAAACAAGCUGCCUGGAAAUGCUUUUGGAAGUAAUCCAUCGAUUACACUUCUGGCAUUAGAUGGUAAUCCGUUACCCACCGUGCCGGCCGAAGCUCUUGCCCAUUUAAACCAUACCCUUCGAGGUUUAAGUAUCGGAGGACGAUUUCUGAACUGCGAUUGUCGUCUUCGCUGGAUUAUAGAAUGGAUACGAGAUGGUGAACUACAAGUGACCUCUAGAGAAAGAAAUCCUCAGUUCUGUGGUCAUCCGCCACAAUUCCGUGAGCGCGGUUUCUAUAGUUUCCAACCGAACGAGCUGAUUUGUGAGCACGAACCGACUGCUACUCCAGAAGAGUCGACCACGCCACAGAGGCAGAUCAAUGAUUGGAAGAUAAGUCAAACAACAUCGACAACUGCGCGAAGUACAACCACAAGUACUACAACUACAACGACAACGGCUGCGACCAGUCCCGUUACGACUACAAGCAGUGAAGCGACGUCGAAGGCGCCGGUGACCACGACGGGGUCGGCGCGGCCCCGCCCCCCGCCGGCCGUGCGCCCCGCGUCGCCCACCUGGCGACACGCCCCUCACCAGCGCCCGCCGCUCGUUAUGAACUUUCCCCAGAAACCAAAAGUGGACGACUCGAAUGAGGUCAUCGUUAAGAAUGCCUACAGGCAAGACAACUCUGUCAUUAUACAGUGGGACUCAGACGUAGCCAACAUUCUUGGAUUCCGAGUGGUGUACAGAUUGUUUGGUGAUAAAAGUUUCAAGCAAGGCCCGCCGCUUGAAGCCAGCGAACGAGAAUUUAAAAUCAAAAACGUUCCAUCCCAGGAAUGUAUAGUGGUAUGCGUUAUCUCGCUAGAAGAAGUGCACGUGAGCCCCGAAACGGUGCCGUACUCGCAGUGCCGCGAGGUGCGCACCGUGUCCGCCGCCGCCUCCAACAUGGACAAGAUCACCAUCGCCGCUAGCGCCGCCAUCUGCGGCACCAUCGUCGUGGCCGUCCUCGUGUUCGCGGCGGCCUCUCGCCGCCGAGCGAGGACGGUGCACAGGCUGCACAACGACAAGCUGCCCGGCGCCUGCUGCGGCGCGCUCGGCACGCCCAGCCCGGGCGGCCCGCUGUCCUCCCUCGCCACGCUCGGCGCGUUCGGCAAGCAGCGUGAGUGGGAUCAAGUGUCGGCUUACAGCGCACGUUCGAUCCCGCGAGCACGAACCUAUACCGAACCGGCUCCCCCCGAUCCCCUGCCCGGCCGGCCCGGCCGCGCCCGCUCCCUCGCCGACGGCCAAUCUCAGCACAGCUACGCGCCCUCGGCCCGCUACGGGAUGCCCGGGUACCCGGGCAGCCUUCUCGGAUCUCGAACCGAUCUCCGGCAGUCGCGGCAGUCCCUGGGGGCGGCAUCGGAGCGGGCGUCGCGGCUGUCGCUGAGCGGCGCGGCGGGCGGCGCGACGGGCGGCACGGGCAACUCGCGCCGCCGGCCGCGCUCGCGCUCGCGGCCCGCCAGCAGGUACAGCGUGGGCUCGCUCGGCAUGGGCUACUGCGACACGUCCGACAACUGGACCGACCACGACAUGGACAUCUACAUGGCCCGGAACCCGACGACGCGGGGCGGCCUGGUGCCGUUAUAGCG